AAGGAGGAGGAGGACAUAUUUGAUGAUGAUAAUGAUUUGAUAAAAGAAUUGUAUAACAAUAUAGAGAUGCUCAAUUUUAAAAACACAAUAAAUUUAGAAAAAUAUAUUAAUUAUUUAGAGGAAAGAUAUAUAACAGAAAUACUAAAUAACCAAAAAAUUGUAAAUCAAGUCACAUACCCGGAAUCUGAAAUAGCUAAAAGUAAUGAGGAAGAUGAUAGUAUAGAAUUACCCCAAGUUAUUCACAAUAAAGCAUUAGAUGCUACACAUUUACUAGAGUUGUAUCUUUUGCAACAAGACUUUAGUGAGCUAGCUCAGGCAAAACAUAAUUCGGCUUUAUUGAAACUGUCUGGGCUA
This is a messenger RNA of Dentiscutata erythropus, 354 nucleotides long. Lineage: Eukaryota; Fungi; Glomeromycota; Glomeromycetes; Diversisporales; Gigasporaceae. The record is from the annotation of a GenBank genome assembly.